AUGUCUUUGCAGCCGCAUCAUAUCGGAGUCGGCUGUUUCCUUCGUCCAGAUGUCAAAUGUGGAACUAAAAGGGCAGGAAUUCCAUGUGUGUGGAAUACGCUUGAGAAAUGCCAAGACUUAAACAAAGGUCUAUGCAAGUGUCCAGACGCUUGUCGCCAGGAUAAACAAGGUCAAAUACAUCCUAUUGUUGUCCUCACAAUCAGUGGUGACAGCAUUUUGUACGUGGCGGUUAGUGAUCAUAAAGUUCUAAAUUUUCUAUCCGUUGACAUUUACCAGAUGACUGGUACGCCGAUGGAUCCUGACCUGAGCUGCACCCAGUACUCCCCAAUCGGAAAUUGCUUUCCACUAGAUGAUAGCACACCACAUCCUGAAAAAUACCGUUCUCGAUACUGGCUUCGAGGGCCUAAGUGGGAAGCAGGAACAAUAAAUGUGGCUCGCCAAGAAGGUUGCCAUGGAACUCUUGAAUUGGACGAACAUUCCAGCCUACGCCUACCACAUGUUUAUAGACAGACACUAGACCGGUUCAGAGCUUUUAGGGGUGAUAAUUCUCAAGCUAUGGCUUACAGACUGGAUGAGUCUUCCUAUUAUAGACUUAUGGACAGAUUGAGCUUACAUGCUGGCAAUUAUACUUCUGAUAUUGCACCAAGAGCGCUACCUAGACAAGCUACUCCACCAACAACUACAUGGCCUCCGCUUCCGCCGUCACAAAUUAAUAUAGAUUCAUCGAAUUCACAGUACCUCCCCAACGGCUCAUACCGCUCAACGCGUACGAGAAAUGGUCCAUCACAAGCCCAGCGACGCUCUAACUUGGGUCGGGCGAACAAUCACUCACCUUCAUCAUAA
Messenger RNA from Sclerotinia trifoliorum, 843 nucleotides. Lineage: Eukaryota; Fungi; Ascomycota; Leotiomycetes; Helotiales; Sclerotiniaceae. The record is from the annotation of a GenBank genome assembly.